This is a messenger RNA of Salvia miltiorrhiza (redroot sage), 2267 nucleotides long. Its product is annotated as ylmG homolog protein 1-2, chloroplastic-like. The transcript is spliced from 4 exons. The coding region runs from base 240 to 974 and encodes 244 amino acids. NCBI's taxonomy places the organism in Eukaryota, Viridiplantae, Streptophyta, Magnoliopsida, Lamiales, Lamiaceae. The record is from RefSeq and is a predicted model, not a curated record. Gene Ontology annotation, cellular component: membrane. Gene Ontology annotation, biological process: chloroplast fission.
CUCUCGUAAGCCUACUCCGCCCCCAGUCCGCCUCGCUGCUUCCCCGGUCUGGCGCGCCUCCGGCAGCCUCCUCCCAUCAGAUCCUCCACCCGCCCUCCUUCUCUUCUCCGGCGUCGUUGGCCGCCGUGCCUGGAUCCAGCGAAGUCGUACCUCCAUUUCUCCUCAUAUCUCAACAUAUUCUCACCUCUCUCCUUCGCAUCCCUCAAUUUCACAGUUCGUGCCCUAGAUCUUCUUCCAAAAUGUUAUCACCUCAAGGAUCUCCGCCGCGAUUAGCUCCGGCGACGCUGGAUGCCGCCGCCUCUGAAAUUGGCGAGGCAGUCGCCGUCCUCUGUUCUCACCUACUCAUUCACACACACACGGCCACCUUAUCCCACCCAGCGCCUUCCCUCUCCCUUCAUCCCACUCUCACCUCUACCCCACCACCUCAAAACCCAAUUUCCUUCCCCUUUUCCCCUCCCCAAACCCUUCAAUUCCGGAAUCUCCGCCUCCAUUUCCGCCCCCGCUAUUCCCAAACCGGCUCCGGAAAUUCUGAUCGGGUCAACCCGGACAGUCACCUACUGGUCGCCCUCGGUCUCACCGCCUCGAAAUUCUUCGCCCACAGACUCCUCAAUUUGGCGGUACAAUUGAAGGAGCCUCUGCUCUGCAGCGCGGGCCCUACCUUCUUCGCGGCGGCCAAGGACGUGCCCACGGUGUCGCUGAACACGCCGUUCACGGUGGUGGCGGCGGGGAUGGCAAAGUGGCUGGAUUUGUACAGCGGGGUUUUGAUGGUGCGCGUGCUGCUGAGCUGGUUCCCCAACAUCCCGUGGGACUGCCAGCCGCUCUCUACAAUUAGGGAUUUGUGCGAUCCCUAUUUGAACCUCUUCAGGAACAUAAUUCCCCCCAUUUUCGACACCUUGGAUGUGAGCCCACUCUUGGCUUUCACGGUUUUGGGAACGCUGGGCUCGAUUCUCAACAGCAGCAGGCAAUCUUAUUGAUGUUUUUGAUUGGAUAUCAAUAGAAGCGAAUUGGGGUAAGUUUUGUAGCAGUUUUGAUUGUUGCUAUAUGCGAAGUUUUGCUCUGAAUCUUUGGAUUGCUAUUUUACAUAUGGAAUAAAGAUUUCUCACAGAUAAAAAAUGAGAUGUAUUACCAAAUGUGACAGAUUUUUCCAUUGCCUUAAUGAAGAAAACAGGAUAAACAUCAAAAUCAAAUCUGCAGGAAGCCAAUAAUCCACUGUAUUCUAUUUUGAGCCUUCAUUGUCAUAGAUGCUUCUGAUAACUUUCUGGGUUGAGACUUUGGGUGUAGCUGAAAAUUGGUAUAUUAGCUUGAAAUUAUUUUUUGUGGAUGAUAAAAUUAUGCUUUGUUUUCUGGUUGCAGAUUGAGAUUGAAGUUUCAUGUGAGAGAUACAGGUGGAUAGACAUGCUUAACUUCUUUUUAUUGAGAAUUAGUCUUUAAUAAUUUGUAGCUAAAACAUCAGGGCUUUUGUUAAAGACUUUGAGGUAUAACUUGCUAAAUUCCUUUUGCCCUGAAUUCCUUUUAGUUUAUUCUAAUAUGGGUGCUACAUUGCACAUUUAUCCACAUUUAUGCUUCAGCUAAUUUAUUUGAUUAUAGAAUUCACAUUUAAAGCCCGUCAUUUUUUCUCAGGUAUUCUUAUAUAUGAUGUUUCUCUCAAGCCUUUUUUACCUUUUCUUUUACUAUUUGUGAUCCGAGAUUCCGAAGAUGAUUCCAAGUAAGUGUCAGUUGUUAAGUGAAGUAUUUUUCCGUUAUCCCUGUUUUAAUUAAGGGUUUUUAUUUUCUAUCUAUAUGUUAAUAUGCAGAAGACAGUCUGCUACAUGUAAAAGCGGAGGUUAUGCCAAUGAUUCAAAGAGUGGUGUCAAGAAUUUGGAGAAGGGAAAAAAGUAAACCAUAUAAAUCUAUGAGUUCCAGAGUUGAAAGUAAAGUUUUGGCUGAUAUUGUCAAUGGGAACUACAUAUUUUCAAAAACUGAACAGGGGAAAAGCUCUAUACCUGGGAAAGGAAAAAGUGAUAAGGUGUUAUAUUACAUCAAGAGGAAGCCCUAUCUGUUUUUCAGUUUAACAAAGAGGAAGAUGACAAAAUGCGUGCGACAACUGCAAAUGUUGCUGCUGUUCGAGCUGCUACUAGAGUGGGUGAUAUUACAUCAAGAUAGCAAAUUUUGUUAUUUUUCUUUUGACAUACGAUUGAUAGAACAUGUGUUUCUGUUAACUCUAUUUGGAUGGUGAUUGUAUGAAUAUUUUGAAUGAUAUAUGACAUGAUUUAUAGAUGAUUUUAUUA